ACCCCCCCCCCCCCCACCGGCAUCCACACUCCUUGUUAAUCUAACCGCCACUUGUUCAUUACAUUGCUUAGGGCUGGUAGUGAUCGUGCCAUUAACCCGGCGAUUCUUUUCGCUGUCGACUGUGGCUUGAGUGUCUUGUCCACAGUCGCCCACGGAUAUUUUUAAACUGGCCACUUAAUUUAUUCUUCGUUGUCCACCUUCCUGUAUGUCAUAGCGCAAAAGCGAAUAACCGCCGAAAGUGAGGUGACAUCAAUUGCUGUCUCGCUCACUGGUACACCUCGCCUUCCGCGCCGAUAAUCUCCGUUUUUUCUCUCCCUACUGUUCUUCUUUUUCCUUCUAGGCACCCAGUCCGGAGCCAUCUACCUCAUCACACCCAUUCGCGACAAGAUGCUCAGUCGUUUCCGCAUAGUUGAGAAGAACUUGGUGCAGUGUGUGGGCACUGUGGCUGGUCUCGUGCCGCGAUACUGCAGGUAG
Spirometra erinaceieuropaei is the source of this 474-nucleotide messenger RNA. Lineage: Eukaryota; Metazoa; Platyhelminthes; Cestoda; Diphyllobothriidea; Diphyllobothriidae. The record is from the annotation of a GenBank genome assembly.